CUCAAAUCCACGUCCAUCAAAUGACACCUUUCUCCGUAUUCCCAAUCCAGCGCUGUCCUCUCCCAGUCCCAUCCACUUCACUCUCUCACUUCCAUGGCCUCUCGUCUUCCCCCUUUCAUUUUCACUAUUCAAUACGACAGUCCAAAUUCCAAAAUUACAAUUCCUCCUUUCUUUCCUCUCAACAGGAAAUAAAGAUUCUCUGUGAUUGACAGCCCCUUCUUGGUUUACUCCGUUUUCUCUCGCCUGUGAGUGUCACUAGAACAUGGCACCGGGGCGACCACGACGCCUAUUUCUUCGCAAUCAUUUGGAAUUUCUUGUCUGAUUUCUUCAGACAAUGGACGGCCUGAGAGCUCGGAUGUGUUAGUUUUUUUGGUUUCAUUGGUUUUCGUUUCGAUUUUGAAUUUGGGUUGUUCGUAUGGGCAAUUUUGGUCGUUAUGAUAUCUUCUGGGUUAACUUGGUGAUGACUGUGAUUGGAUUUGCGAUGAGCACUAUGUUCAUCGUUUUCGUUUGCACUAGACUUAUAUGUGCUCGAAUUCACUUGAAUGCUUCUCGCCGAUCCCUCCUUAUUGCUUCCAGAUCCGAUCUGAGUCUGGUAAACCUGGAGCGGGGAUUUCAUGGUCUUGAACCCACAUCAGUAGAGAACUUCCCAACGAAGAAGUACAGUGAUGGAUGCUUUGCUGCUGCAGAAAAUUCUCAAUGUACAGUUUGUCUCUCUGAAUACCAAGGUGAGGAUGUACUGCGCAUCCUCCCAUAUUGUGGACACUUCUUCCAUGCAACCUGCAUAGACCUAUGGCUGCAGCAGCAUUCGACAUGCCCUGUAUGUCGAAUCUCUUUACGCAAAUCAUCGGAGAGAAAGCGCGUAAUGCAGCCAUUAUUUAGUGCCGUUGUUCAAUCUAAUUUUGGCGUGGAAUCUAUUCCCACUCAUCCUUUUCACUGUAUGAUGGCUAAUGAUAAUGAGUUAUCAUCAAGAAACCUGGACAUGCAUGGUGUGAACCCUGUACAAGAGGAUCAUUUUGCACCUGAAGGUGGUGGAACCGUUGGUACAGAGAAUGCCACCAAUAUAAGUCAUGGUGAUCAGUCCAUGAAAGAUACAGGAAAGAAGCAUUUAGACAGCACAUCAAUAAUCCCCUUAAGCUAAUGUGGUCUGAACACAAAAUUGAGGUAGGGUUGCAGUAAAAUGCAAAUGGAAGCUGAUGUGGUCUGAAUACAAAAUGGUUGGAGUAAAAUGCAAUUGGAUGCUGGGGGCUGCUUCUUGCUUUUUACUGUCAAUUAAUUUACUGUACAUUUGGUAGAGAUUUUCUUCUUGUCUCACUGUCUUCUUUCUUGCUUUUUCCUCCUAGACAUUGGAUGUUAGUUUGCAUUGAAGGGUUGUAAUUCCUCUCUUUCUCAUUCAUCUGACUUUUAUAUGGAGCUGUUCACUGGUAGGGGAAUGACACUUAAAUCUCAAAAACUGAAUUUAAUGACAGUUAGGUUUUAAAAUUA
Prosopis cineraria is the source of this 1482-nucleotide messenger RNA. Its product is annotated as E3 ubiquitin-protein ligase ATL9-like. The transcript has 3 exons. Lineage: Eukaryota; Viridiplantae; Streptophyta; Magnoliopsida; Fabales; Fabaceae. The record is from RefSeq and is a predicted model, not a curated record. Bases 416 to 1138 code for a protein of 240 amino acids.